AUGCUAUCCGAACAAACACGUACUACUAUCAAGGCGACCGUCCCAGUCUUGGAACAACAAGGUUCCGUAAUCACUCGUACUUUCUACAAGAACAUGUUGAGUGAACACACCGAACUAUUGAACAUUUUCAACAGAAUCAACCAAAAGAAAGGUGCUCAGCCAAAUGCCCUAGCUACCACCGUCUUAGCUGCCGCCAAGCAUAUUGAUGACUUGACUCCCCUCUUGGAUCACGUCAAGCAAAUCGGUCAAAAGCAUCGUGCGUUGCAAAUUAAACCAGAACAUUACCCAAUCGUCGGUGAAUACCUUUUGAAAGCCAUUAAGGAAGUCCUAGGUGAUGCCGCUACGCCUGAGAUUAUUAACGCCUGGGGUGAAGCAUACGGUGAAAUUGCUAAUGUCUUUAUCACCGUGGAAAAGGAAAUGUACGCUGAACAAGCUUGGCCAGGUUGGAAACCAUUCACCGUGGUCGACAAGGAAUUGGUCGCCAAUGACGUCUACGCCUUCACUGUGAAACCAACCACGGAAUCAGGUAUCAAUUUGUCCACUUUGCCCAUCGUUGCUGGUCAAUAUAUCACCGUGAACACUCAUCCAGUGAGACAAGAUAACCAAUACGAUGCCUUGCGUCAUUAUUCUUUAUGUUCCAUUUCCACCAAGGAUGGAUUGAAAUUCGCUGUGAAAUUGGAAACUGAUAAGACUCAUCCAGCUGGGUUGGUCUCUGAAUUCUUACAUAAGGAUGUGAAAGUCGGUGAUGAAUUGAAAUUAAGUGCUCCAGCUGGUGAUUUCGCUCUUACUGAUAAAUUAAUUCAUCAAAAUGAAAUCCCAUUAGUGUUACUAUCCGCUGGUGUCGGUGUCACUCCAAUCUUAGCCAUGUUGGAAAAGCAAGUCACUGAAAAUCCAAACAGACCAAUCUACUGGAUUCAAUCAAGUUACAACGAAGGCACUCAAUCCUUCAAGAAACAUGUCGAUGAACUAUUAGACAAGGCCACCACUACAAAGAAAACAAUCCUUUACACUGACACUCAACCAGCCAUCGAUGCUGAAUUCUUACAAGAACAAAUCCCAGCUAAUGCAGAUGUCUACCUAUGUGGGUCUCUAGGUUUCAUGCAAGCCAUGAUUGAACAUUUGAAGAUCUUAGAACACAAGGAUGAUUUCAUUCAUUAUGAACCAUUCGGUCCAAAGAUGUCCACCGUGAAAGUUUAA
This is a messenger RNA of Naumovozyma castellii, 1197 nucleotides long. RefSeq names its product flavohemoglobin (gene YHB1). The transcript has a single exon. Lineage: Eukaryota; Fungi; Ascomycota; Saccharomycetes; Saccharomycetales; Saccharomycetaceae. The record is from RefSeq and is a predicted model, not a curated record. The coding region runs from base 1 to 1197 and encodes 398 amino acids.